UGUGAAAUUGUGGAUUUGGAUUUAUUGAAAUAAAAUAAAAUAAUAGCUAGUGAAGUGUAACUAAAAAUAAGAAAUUGAGUACAGUAAGUACUUUAAAUCGUUGGCCACUACAGACAUGGCUACAGAUACAGAGGAAGAUCCGGAAAUUUUACAAAAUUUCACUGAAGUUUUAGAUGGACUUGCGGAAGAACUCAAAAAGUUAUUUGAGUACCGAGAUUUGUUCUUUGAGAACAACCCAAUUGAGUUAGCUCCAGAUAAAAAUAAGCUUGUUGAUGACAAGAAAGAAGUCCUAAUCGAAAAAUUUGAAAGCAUAGAUGACAGCCAAAUCCCGUUCUCCCUCCGUGCCAGGUUCCUGUACAUGAAAGGCCGGUGCUACAACAUAAGCACCAGCUAUGACGCCCGAGCUACCCAGUGCCUCAGUAAAGCGGUGAAGCUCAGUCCGCAAAUGGUGGACGCGUGGAAUGAGCUCGGAGAGUGUUAUUGGAAAAAUAUGAAUGUGAAGGAGGCGAAGGCUAGCUUUGAGGGGGCUUUGAAACAUGAACGCAACCGCCUCUCCCUCCGCUGUCUCUCCAUAAUCCUCCGCCAGGAAACCGGAGACAAGCGGGAAGACACCGCAUCCACCAUCGCCCGGAGUGUAGAGCUCGCUAGAGAAGCUGUGUCUCUCGACACUAAGGAUGGAGUGUCAUGGAUAGUGCUAGGGAAUGCUUACUUGUGUCAAUUCUUCCUCGGAGCACAAGAUCCGGCUAAGUUGAAAUUGUGUAUGAGUGCAUAUAAGCAAGCGCUGAAUGACCCAGUGGCUAAAGGACAGCCUGAUUUGUAUUAUAAUAAGGGGAUUGCAUUAAAAUUCGAAGAGUACUACUCCGAAGCGCUGUCAGACUUCGACUACGCUUGCCGCCUGGAUCCGCCUUGGGAGCUGCCUCGGCAGGAGCUAGCUAGACUUAAGCAAUACUUGACAGCUGCCGAUGACCUGGCUAGGACGAGAGGCAGGAUCAAAACUAAAAGGCUGCAACAAAUGGUACAGUCCAUAGACAAGAAGAUGCUAGGCGUGUACGCGACGGCGACCAUAGACAACAACGGCAAACCGGAGCCCGCCUUCCACCACGUCACUUUCGACCGGCUGGCCGACGGCAAGAACGCGGGCAAAGUCGUGCUCGGCAAAGUUGUGGGCUCGAUACAUAAUGAGAACGCUGUGCCUUUCACAUUCGCGUUAGUUGACGCUUCGAUGGAGUGCGUUCUUGUGACCGUCUAUAACUGGGCGGACGGGCGGGGAGCCAUCAUAGGCGAUUCCGUGGCUAUUCCUGAGCCGAAACUGACCACGCACAAACUGGAUGGACCCUUAGCCAAGUACGGUUUCAAGUCCAUCCGGGUCAACAACCCUACGCUGCUCCGCGUGAAUGGAAAACGCGUCGGUAUGGACCAAUUCGCGUCCACUAAGGUCACAAGUACUUACGAGGUGCACUGACAAACCUAAUACAGGUACUAACACUAUUAAUAGAACCAUAGAUUAAAUAUAAGACAAAAAUCAUACCAUCCCAUACAUUAAAAUGCGACUGUCUAAGAACGCGCAUACACUACACCA
Molecule: messenger RNA, 1579 nt
Organism: Leguminivora glycinivorella
Lineage: Eukaryota; Metazoa; Arthropoda; Insecta; Lepidoptera; Tortricidae
Product: tetratricopeptide repeat protein 5-like
Exons: 8
Coding region: 116-1462 (448 amino acids)
Biological process (GO): cell division
Molecular function (GO): protein binding
Source: RefSeq, a predicted model, not a curated record